UAAAGGGAGGGCGGGGGCGGCGGGGGCAGCGGCUGGACGGGGCAGGGGCCAUCGGUGCCGGCGAGCGGGCCCUGCUGGAGCUGCCGCCAUGCCCCAGGCUCUGCUCUUCCUCCUCUUCCUCUUCCUCCUCGGCCUGGGGGGCAGCUCUGCCGUGCCGGCUGCCCACCGCGGGGCCGCGGCGCGGGUGCUGCUGGCGGAGCUGGCGGAGCAGAUCCCGCCGCGGGCGCUGCCGGGCACCGGGGUCUUGUGCCAGGACCUGCGUCCCGACGCCCUGCCCGGCUUCGCCCGGCUCCCGCCGCCGCCCCGUGCCCUGGCCCGUGCCGCCAUGGCCCUGGCGCUGAGCGGGGCCGCCUGCCGGCCCCAGGCCGAGGAGGAGGUGCAGGGGCUGUCCCGGGAGCUGGGUCCCGCCGCGGCCGCCGCGCUGCUGCGGGGGCUGGCGCGGCUGCGGGACACCCCGGCCCCCCAGGCCCUGCCGCUGCUCCUCAGCCUGGUGCGGCCGGGGGGCUCUGCCCCGCCAUGGCCCUGCGCGGCCGCAUCCCCCCAGCUCCGGCACCCUGCGGCCGGCACCCACCCCCCCUUAGCCGGGCUGCCGGCCACGGGACGCUCGGCCGAGAGGGUCCGGGGGGCCAGAGCCCACGCCUGGCUGCCUGCGUGCCGCCACGUCCCCCGGCAGCGGUCCCGGCGCCGGCGGGAGGACGAGGAUGCCUGCAACCCGCCGGGGGAACGCGAGGCCCACGGGGUGAUGGAGUGGGUGCCGGGCGUCAGCACCUUCUACAACCUGGGCACCAGCCUCUACUACGCCUUCCAGGGCUGCGAGGCCCUGGCUUCCAGCCGGGCCCUGGAGGUGGCCGAGGACUUGGGCUACGCCGGCUUGUCCGCUCUCACCGCCGGCGCCGGCGGCCCCGUGGCCCUGGGGCUGCAGCUGGGGCUGCAGCCGGGGCUCAAGGCCGGGGUGCGGGCGCUCAUCGGCUACUUCACCUCGGAGGGGGAGCCCCCGCCGGCCCCCACCGCCCACAGCGGCCCCGUCCUCAUCGUCUGAAUAAAGACGGCGGCUGCUUCCGUGUGUCCCCGUCCCUGUCUGGGGAGGCCGGCGCCAAUCGAUGCGGGGCCACCCUGUCCCGGGGCACGGGGACCUUGGCCCCACGGGGAGGCUUUGCCUGAGCCACGUGGUGGCCCGGCCCUGGUCGCCGUCCCUGUCCUUGUCCCGCCCUGCCUGGCUCCGGCUCCCGCAGCCCUGUCCCCGUAGCCCAUCCCUACGGCCCCUAGCCCUGUCCCCAUCCCAGGUGGCUGCAAAGCUUGUCCCCACGGGCUAUCCCUGUCCCCAUGGCUCUGCCCCCUGUCCCCAUGGCCUGUCCCUGAACCCAUGGUUCUGUCCCCCCUGCCCCACAGACUGUCCCCAUGGCUCUUGUCCCCGCAGCCCGUCCCUGUCCUCAUGGCUCUGUCCCCACGGGCUGUCCCUGUCCCCAUGCCUCUGUCCCCGUGUCCCUGCAGCCUCUCCCUCUCCCCAUAGCCCGUCCCUGUCCCCAUGCCUCUGUCCCCCUGCCCCACAGCCUGUCCCUGUCCCCAUGGCUCUGUCCCCAUGGCUCUGUCCCCAUGGGCUGCCCCUGUCUCCAUGGCUCUGUCCCCGUGUCCCUGCAGCCUCUCCCUCUCCCCACAGCCUGUCCCUGUCCCCAUGGCUCUGUCCCCACGGGCUGUCCCUGUCCCCAUGGCUCUUGUCCCCGCAGCCCGUCCCUGUCCCCAUGGCUCUGUCCCCAUGGCUCUGUCCCCGCAGCCCGUCCCUGUCCCCAUGGCUCUGUCCCCAUGGCUCUGUCCCCGCAGCCCGUCCCUGUCCCCAUGGCUCUUGUCCCCGCAGCCCGUCCCUGUCCCCAUGGCUCUGUC
Molecule: messenger RNA, 1878 nt
Organism: Chroicocephalus ridibundus (black-headed gull)
Lineage: Eukaryota; Metazoa; Chordata; Aves; Charadriiformes; Laridae
Gene: APOF
Product: apolipoprotein F
Exons: 2
Coding region: 89-1039 (316 amino acids)
Biological process (GO): cholesterol metabolic process
Source: RefSeq, a predicted model, not a curated record